AUUCGCCAUUGUUGAACUUUUAUUGGCAAUUUCUUUAUCGCGAUACACGUGGCCAAGCGUGAGAAAACUGGUUCUCAAUUCUGGUGGCUUUGCUCCCGCAACACCCGGAGUUGCUUCAGCGAUAAUAGACAAUAAGCAUUAUAAAGAUCAGUUAGAAAAGGACUUACCGCCAACGCCAGAGGGAUACAGUCAAGGAAAUGGGCAUGCCAGUCCAAGCCACAGAACACAUGACAAAACAAAAUAUGUAGCAACAGAAGAUUACACCGGUAGUAUGAACGGCAGUAAUUCUCGUUCUUCAAUCGAGGACGAAAACGAACAGUACCAUCCCGCAAGUGAAGACCCCGAAGCCGAUGCCGUGACUCCCAGACUUACUAAAGAGAGAAAUAUGCUUCAAGUGGAACAAAAUGGUCCAACCAUAUUAUGCGAUUCACCGGUUCCUCCGGAAUUACCAGCUUAUGCACCAAAAGACACACAACAAUGCGAAGAAUCUGUAAAAGAAACAAUCGCAUCUCGUGAAACAGCUCGACACCAUCAACAAACUACGAAUGCUCGCACAACCAACAUAAAAACUUCAGACACAAACGCAGAAACCACAAAGAGUAAUAAUACUUCCUCGGAUUCCAGUAAUCAACAAUUAAGAGUUAAGCCCAAAAAAGUCCUCGGAAAUUACACUCUAACAAAGACUUUAGGUGCAGGUAGUAUGGGAAAGGUCAAAUUAGCAAUACAUUCGUUCACUAAUGAAAAGUUGGCGGUAAAAAUCAUCCCGCGAGUGAAUCCAUCAGACAAAGCUCAAGACGGAAAAGAAAAGGAUCCAUCCAACAAAGAUGAUAAUAAAGAAAUCCGCACUAUUCGUGAAGCUUCGAUCAUGCUUUUACUUCAUCAUCCUUAUAUAGUUCAACUUAAAGAAGUAAUGGCAUUGCCACAUCAUUAUUAUAUGUUCUUUGAAUAUGUUAAUGGUGGUCAAAUGUUAGAUUACAUCAUCAGUCAUGGUAAACUGAAAGAGAAACACGCCAGGAAGUUCGCUAGACAAAUAGCGAGCGCUUUAGAUUAUUGCCACCGUAAUUCCAUAGUACAUCGAGAUUUAAAAAUCGAAAACAUUCUAAUAUCAAAGAGUGGAUCUAUCAAAAUAAUCGACUUUGGAUUAUCCAAUCUCUAUUCUCCGCGUUCCCAUUUGUCCACUUUUUGUGGUUCGCUCUACUUUGCAGCUCCAGAACUACUAAAUGCUAAAUUAUACACUGGUCCGGAAGUUGAUGUCUGGAGUUUCGGGAUUGUCCUUUAUGUUCUAGUUUGCGGUAAAGUACCCUUCGAUGAUCAAAGCAUGCCUGCUUUACACGCAAAAAUCAAACGAGGUGUUGUUGAAUAUCCCGGGUGGUUGAGUAGUGAUUGUAAGAACAUUCUUUCGAAAAUGCUUGUAACCAAUCCUAUGAAUCGUGCUACACUUGCCGAAGUACUGAAUCAUCCGUGGAUGAACAAAGGUUAUGAAGGUCCACCAGAAAACUAUUUGCCACCACGGAGUCCGCUUAUACUUCCCUUAGAUUCCGAAGUAAUUCGCAGAAUGACCGGCUUUGAAUUUGGUACAGAGCAAGAAAUCAAAAAACGCUUAGAAAGUAUCAUCAAAAGUGAUUCCUAUCAAAGUUCAAUUAAAACUCAAAACUUCGGUCACGGAUUUUCUGAUAAUAGGAAAAGAGGCAGUGGUUUCGAUUAUUACCGUAAAAAAUUAUCGGGCUCGAAUAGCUCAAUUCACGAGGACAAAUCUAUUACAGCAGACCCAACUCAAGCAGUUCACCCACUAAUUUCAAUCUAUUACCUUGUAAAGGAAAAGAUCGAGAGGGAACGUCUAAUACAACAAGGAGGUAUUCCUCGGUUUGGUUCAUCAUCCUCUCUUUCCGAGACAAACAGUAGCUUAAAUAUACCCCACGUCUCCGUACCUGAUCCUUCACACCUAGGUGAUGCCGGAUUUGAUAUAUCAUCAUCCACAAACCCUAACGGUUCAGUGGUUAGGCGUGCAACUGUUCCUGCCGGAACUAGACCCCGUGCACGAACGAGCGGGGAGGAAGAAUUAACUAAUAUGGUGUCAGUUGACGAAGGGGACAUCCCUGAGGAAACCAUCAAUGAUGUUAAUGAUGAAUUGAAUUAUGGAAGAAAAAGCAAUGAACAACAGACAAGUGGUAAUAAUUCUGGCGGAGGACUAAUAAAACGUUUGAGUUUAGCUAUUGUUGGCACUCCACGCGAAUCCAUUUCACCGCCCAUCUCUCCAACCUCAACAGUGUCUCCAAGAAGUCCCUCGGAACACCGACGCCAUGGAUCCACGCCCAAUGGGCCUAAAAGGGAAGGUUCUAAUAAUUUCUCCCACAGGUUCUCACACAUGUUAUCUAGAGCAACAUCAGUAUCUGAAGCAGACUAUAGACGCCACCGACAGAGAAAUUCUGUUGGAAAUAAUCGACAUUCUCAUGUGCCAAGUGGGAGUAGUGCGGGUAGAAGUCCUACUGCAAAAGCUCCUGUUGGUGCUUUGCCUCAAUUGAUUGAGCCGUCAACAAAUAAUGCGCAAUCCGUUCUUCCAUCACCAACCACGAAUCCGGCGCGUUCUAUCCACCAACGAAGUACCUCCGGCGGAAAUCAAAUGUCCAUCAAUGUACCACCUCUUAAAACACAACGCAAGACCGAAAACGAUUUCAAUUUUCCACCGUCAGCGUCUCCACAUUCUCCUUUACCUGGUGGUACCGCAGAUUCUUGGAUUCGACCGGUUUAUUUAAAAGGUUUAUUUAGCGUAGCGACAACUUCUACAAAGCACCCAUCGGUUAUUAGGCUAGAUCUUAUAAGGGUUCUAAAUCGAAUUGGUGUAAAAUGGCGUGAAGGCCGGGGAGGUUUUGAAUGUGUUCAUAUACCAAGCAUAGAUCUAAAAUCAGUCGUAAAUUCCAAUCAUCCAAAUGGUGGAAAGGGUGAUCAACAAAUAAUCAACCAUCAUCACGCUCAUUUCAAUCGACACGAACGUAGAGACAGUCAUUCAUCUGGAAAUUCUGCUGCCUCUACUUCCUCAUCAAUUUCGUAUAGGGACAGUUAUGCACAGGGUCAGGAUCUUCAUUUUUCAGCUGAUGGUGAAGUUCGACUUUCGUUAUCAUCCGCCGUUAAUAGGUAUAGUGACAAUCAAUCUUCUAACCACAGCAAUAGUGGUGAUGCAACUGCUAAUGUCACAGAGCUUGUUGUGCGAUUCGAGAUUUUUAUUGUAAAAGUUCCGUUAUUGCUCGGUGUUCAUGGAUUACAGUUCCGUAGGGUUGCGGGUGAUCCGUGGCAAUACAAAAAUAUGUGUUCGAAAAUUCUGGGAGAGCUGAAAUUGUAG
Acaulospora morrowiae is the source of this 3337-nucleotide messenger RNA. The record is from the annotation of a GenBank genome assembly. NCBI's taxonomy places the organism in Eukaryota, Fungi, Glomeromycota, Glomeromycetes, Diversisporales, Acaulosporaceae.